Ascoidea rubescens DSM 1968 is the source of this 1362-nucleotide messenger RNA. RefSeq names its product thioredoxin-domain-containing protein. Lineage: Eukaryota; Fungi; Ascomycota; Saccharomycetes; Ascoideales; Ascoideaceae. The record is from RefSeq and is a predicted model, not a curated record. Gene Ontology annotation, biological process: protein folding. Gene Ontology annotation, molecular function: protein disulfide isomerase activity. The transcript has a single exon. Bases 22 to 1290 code for a protein of 422 amino acids. Gene Ontology annotation, cellular component: endoplasmic reticulum.
GUGAAUUGUAGUGUUUCAACAAUGAGAGUUCUUUCAGGCUUGAUUUUUUUGUUGGUUGCAAUCUUCGCUUUGAUUGAGGCAUCAAGUGUCAUUGAAGCAGAUAACAAAAGUUUUAAUGAUUUAGUUGUCAAGUCAGGAAAAUACUCGUUUGUGAAGUUUUAUGCUUCAUGGUGUGGACAUUGUAAAAAAUUAGAGCCAAUUUUCGAUGAGUUGAGUGAUGUUUAUAAAAACACUGACGAAAUACAAAUCAUCAAGAUAGAUGCAGACAAAAACAGUAAAAUUGGUAAAAAAUAUGGUAUUGAAAGCUAUCCAACAUUAAAAUUAUUUAAACCAAACGAUCCAAUUCCAGUUCCUUAUGAAAAGGCUAGAGAUAUAAAUGCUUUUAAAGAUUUUAUUUAUGAAAACAGUAAUGUUUAUGUUUAUACUCCUAAAAGUGAAAAUGAUAAUAAUAUCAAAAUUUUACAUGAUGAUAAUUUCGAGAAAGAACUUUUAAAUAAUAAUAAUAGCAAAUUUAUUGCAAUAACAGCAACAUGGUGUGGACAUUGCAAAAAUUUAAAGCCAAUAUGGUACAAGCUUUCAAAGUUAUUUAAAUCAGAUUUCAAAUCGAUUGAAAUUUAUGAAGUUCCAACAUCAGAUUAUGAUGCAGACUUAAUUAAGAAAACUUUUGGUGUUAGUGGAUUUCCUACUAUAAUUUAUUUACCUUCUAAUAUUAAAGAUACAAAUGAAUUGACUGAAAAGUAUGAAGUCUAUAGAGGUGGUAGAAGUAUUGAAAAUUUUAUUGAGUUUAUUAAUGAAAAAACUAAUAUCAAUAGGGAAUCUAAUGGGAAUUUAAAUGAUAAUGCUGGUAGAUUAUCAAACACAAUUGAUUUAAAAAUUGUAAAAUUAUUGGAUAGUCUAGAAACAAAUGAGUCCAAUGAAACAAAUGAGAUUUCUACAUUAAUUGAGGGAAUCAAAAAUGAAAUUCAAAAGGAGUACUCCAGUAAUGAUCUAUUUACUUACUCAAUCAAAUACUAUGAGAAGUUAUUGAACAAGUUGGGUAACAAUGAGGUUGCAUUCUUUCAGAAGGAAUUGAGUAGAUUGGUAAAUAUGUUGGAGAAAAAUGAGAAAAAUUUGACCCAAGACAAAAAUGACAAUCUAAGAAAGAGAAUCAACAUUUUGAAGCUUUUCAACAAGCAGGAAAUUGAUCUUUUGUUGAUGAGUGAGACUGACGAAAAUGCAAUUAACCUCGAUGUAGAUGGGGAUGCCUUUAAUAAUUAUCAACCGCCUAAGCUAGUUAAUCAAAAUAUUUAGAUAUUUAGUGAUCAAUUGAUAUGUUCAAUAACUCUGUUCAUUAAGAAAUAAGAAAUAAGAAAUACCACCUUG